UGUCCACGCCGAGCCGAAGGUAGUGCGCAGGUGUCCGGCCGUGCCGAGCCGACCGAGCGCAAAACGGGUUGCUGAACGUCACUUCUCUCCAGUUUUGUGUGGGGUUUUAAGUGGACGCUGCGCCAGGGAAUGAGCAGGACCAUGGGGCCGAUCGGUGGUCCGCGUUUGUUUUCGUGGCUGGUCGUCGCGUCUUACCUUCAGUCCAGUGUCCAGCUGACGCAGGCCACGUACUUUUGUACGGCGUACCUGAACGUCUCUUUCGUCGCGCCUGAAACUAACCAGACAGUCUGGCGGCAGGAGGAAAUUGGCCUGUACGGACAGGAAUCCCCAAAGGUUCCCGUAGUCGGAAAUGUCUAUUUGCCUGCUCCGAUCUACGGCUGCGAUAGCGACGCUCAUUACGACCGACCAAAGGACUCUAAAGGCUGGAUCGCGUUAAUCCAGCGCGGACAGGGCUGCACUUUCACCGAGAAAAUUAACGUUGCGGCCAGUCAAGGAGCCAUUGCCGCUGUAAUCUUCAACGACUUUGGGACCGACAAUCGUGUCAUUCAGAUGUCUCAUCCAGGCACCAGCAUCGUCGCUGUGAUGAUUGGGAACACCCAUGGGAUGGAGCUGGUAGAAUUGCUACAGUCGAACGUGGCUGUAACCAUAGCGAUAGAGGUGGGACAACAGCAUAGCCCGUGGAUCAGCCCCUACUCUGUCUUCUUCGUCUCCAUAUCCUUCUUCAUCAUCACCGCGGCAACUGUUGGUUACUUCAUCUUCUACUCCGCUCAGAGACUCAAUAGUGUCCGAGUACAAAACCGUAAACAGAAACAGUUGAAAGCCGAAGCAAAGAAGGCUAUUGGUCAACUUAAGGUCCUCACACUUAAACAAGGAGAUAAGGAGACCGGACCAGAUGCGGAUUCGUGUGCGGUGUGUAUCGAGCCAUACUCAGUUGGAGAUGUGCUCUCUGUCCUCACAUGCAGCCAUUUCUUCCAUAAGGCAUGUGUUGAGCCAUGGCUGUUGGAGCACAGGACCUGUCCAAUGUGCAAAUGUGAUGUUCUAAAAGCCCUGGGAGUAGAGUUGGAGGAUGAAGAGCAGCAGGUUCCUUUACCCUCUGAUGUCCAGUCCUUUCCCAUCAUCCAAAACGACUCGCAGACACACAUUGACAGCACGUCCCACCCACACAGCGACGGCGCGUCUCACACGCACGGCGAAGUGGCUUCUUCUGGCUACGAGUCCAUGCAAGUGACUGAGCAACAGGGCACUCUCGCGGACGCACACAGUGAUUGCGAUGGCUGUGAUUGGUAUGCAGGACAGGAGGCGGUGCGUGUGGAGGUGCAGCCUCAUUAUGAUAACCUUGCCUUCGAGCAUGAAGCUCACAGCUAGAAGAGGAGAGCAGGACAACACCAGGACAAGAGGAGAGCAGCACGCACAGUCUGCACCCUCCCCUCUCUCUCUCUCUCUCUCUCUCUCUCUCACUCUCACUCUCACUCUCACUCUCACACACACACACACACACACACACACACACACACACACACACACAUCACCAUAUACUACUAUGCAGAACUCAGUAAGCACACACACAGGGUAUAAAUGGUUCAUGGAAGCCCUCGACACACCUAUGCAUUUAAAUCAGCUUCUCUCUUUCUUCUUUUCCUGCUUUCUCUUUCCCUCUUUCACUCAUUCUUUUCAUUUUAUAUAUUUUUUUCUUUAGAAAUGUGCUUGUUAAUCCCUGCUAUGUGGCUCAUUUUGGGGAUAGUAAAUUCUAUGGUAAAAACUAAUUUUGGGCCUUAAAGGCCACUGUAGGGCUCCCUGCAUCAUAUGACCAAUCAUAUGACCUUGUGAAGUCACAGCAAUGACAGCUGGUCAGCUGCCAAAUGAGGGAUCUGUGAGUGAGAGGGGGCAGGGAAGACCUAAGCAGGCAUGUGCACACAAUUCAACAGCUCCCCCUGCUGGACAUGUGUGGUUUUAUCCUCUCCUGUAUCCCCGUUCUGCAUGUCUCUUGGCAAACACACAGAGCUCUAUUUUUAAACUUUGUAUUCUCACUUUAGAGCUUUUACUAAAUUUAAGAAAACUUGUGCCUUUCGUGUAUAUUUGUGGGUGGGCGUGCAUGCAUGCGUGCGUGCAUGCUUACCUGUGUGCAUGUGUGUGUGGGUGGGACCUUCACUAUGUGCCUUAAUGAGGUCUGAUGAACUCUAAGCUACUGAUCUGAAUGUUUAAAUAAGGGAUAAACAUUUAACAUAGUUAAAUUAUACUGUUAUACUGAUAGGAAAAGUAUAAUAUGUAAAUAAACUCCUUUUAUGAA
Molecule: messenger RNA, 2287 nt
Organism: Electrophorus electricus (electric eel)
Lineage: Eukaryota; Metazoa; Chordata; Actinopteri; Gymnotiformes; Gymnotidae
Gene: rnf128a
Product: ring finger protein 128a
Source: RefSeq, a predicted model, not a curated record